Messenger RNA from Bufo bufo (common toad), 1532 nucleotides. It is a transcript of the gene HACD2, whose product is annotated as 3-hydroxyacyl-CoA dehydratase 2. Gene Ontology annotation, cellular component: endoplasmic reticulum membrane. Lineage: Eukaryota; Metazoa; Chordata; Amphibia; Anura; Bufonidae. The record is from RefSeq and is a predicted model, not a curated record. The transcript has 8 exons. Gene Ontology annotation, molecular function: 3-hydroxyacyl-CoA dehydratase activity. Bases 116 to 841 code for a protein of 241 amino acids. Gene Ontology annotation, biological process: very long-chain fatty acid biosynthetic process; fatty acid elongation; sphingolipid biosynthetic process.
GUGACUUUUCUGUAUCAGUGACCGUUGACCGAGUCGUCAACCAACCCCGGUUUCACCUUUUGGUUCCGCCCCCAGCAGUCAGCGAGCAGCGCGGGCCCCGUCACUGUCAGCCGAUAUGGUGAGUUCAGCUCCUGGGAGCAGCAGGUCUCCUGAUAAUGGCAGCCAGAGGAAGAGGCGAGGCCCCGGAUCAUUUGCCACGGCUUACCUGGUCAUUUACAAUGUUGUUAUGACGGCGGGGUGGCUGGUCAUUGCGGUUGGCUUAGUGCGCACGUAUCUCGCCAAGGGGACUUACCACAAUCUCUACUACUCCAUCGAGCGGCCCCUGAAGUUCUUCCAGACGGGGGCACUGCUGGAGAUUGUACAUUGUGCAGCGGGAAUUGUGCCGUCCUCUGUGGUCCUCACGGCCUUUCAGGUUUCGUCCCGCGUUUUCUUGGCUUGGGCCGUCACGCACAGUGUGAGAGAGGUUCAGAAUGACGACUCCGUCCUGCUGUUCGUCGUUGCCUGGACCAUCACUGAAAUCAUCCGCUACUCGUUUUAUACCUUCAGUCUCCUAAACCAUCUGCCGUACAUCAUCAAGUGGGCCAGGUACUCGCUCUUCAUUGUCCUAUACCCGAUGGGAGUAGUAGGAGAGUUGCUGACCAUCUACGCUGCGCUGCCCUAUGUUCAGCGGACCGGCCUGUACUCCAUUAGGCUGCCCAACAAGUACAACUUCUCAUUCGAUUACUACACCUUCCUCAUCCUCGUCAUGGUGUCCUACAUCCCCCUUUUCCCGCAGUUAUACUUCCACAUGCUUCACCAGCGCAGGAAAGUUCUUCACGUCGAGCCCAAGAAGUUGGAUUAACCCCUCGUCCACCAUCUUCUCAGUUAUUAUUUUUUUGUAAUUUUUUUUUUUUUUUCCCCAUUCCCAAAACUUUAGAAACCCGACUGCUGCAGCGUUUUGAGCGCCCCCUUGAGAAUAACGGGAUGAGGUAAAUGGCGGUGGGCAUGGCGUGUUUCCGUACUAACCCCGCCCACUACCCAGCAUGCACCAGGAGAGCCUCGCUCGCCGCCUUUUCUAUUACUAAAGCUUGAGUCGGGUGCUGGACUCUGGAGCCGCGGGCCCCUGUGCUGCUGCAUGCCCUGUGGACUUACUGCUAGGUGUGGCCCGAUGUUAGGAUGAUGGGGGGGGUAGUGCUGGAAUCUGCCUCGGGUCAUCCUCCACCCUAUGUGCCCUGGAUUACCGCGGGGCCCCUGUUCUAACCAUGGAAUAAGCAGAAUAUCCCCGCUCAGUACUGCCAUACCCGAGGAUAGUGCCCUGUGGACCCCCAGGGGGCGCUGUGCCUCAUACCCUGUAAAGGUGCCGCCUCGUUGUAGUAUUCUAAUCCUACAGGAAGCUCCCCAGCUAACGGUACAAGCCGAUACAUUAACCCGUUCCUGGCCCUGGUGGUAUGCUUCCCCUGCAUGUGGCGCGGGUCGGGCCCUGUUUACACUCGCCGCCUCGUGCUGCUGUUUGUACGGACGGCGACUUCAGUAAAGGUUUUCUGACGUUUUCA